GUGAAGGAGGAGAGAGAAAAGGUGAAGGAGAGAGAAAAGGUGAAGGAUGAGAGAGAAAAGGUGAAGGAAAAGGUGAAGGAGGAGAUAGAAAAGGUGAAGGAUGAGAGAGAAAAGGUGAAGGAUGAGAGAGAAAAGGUGUGUGACUUUAAAAAUAUCCCACCCUUAAAAUAUGUUUACUAA
Oncorhynchus keta (chum salmon) is the source of this 180-nucleotide messenger RNA. Its product is annotated as merozoite surface protein 9-like. The record is from RefSeq and is a predicted model, not a curated record. The annotation marks the transcript as partial. NCBI's taxonomy places the organism in Eukaryota, Metazoa, Chordata, Actinopteri, Salmoniformes, Salmonidae. The transcript is spliced from 3 exons.